AUUUUGGGUACUUCGAUUCAAACGAGGCCUAAGGCUCACGAUUUAAUCAAAAGAAUGCUAGCGAGUUUAGGCGAUCCUUACACGCGAUUCCUCUCACCAGCCGAGCAAUGAAGCAACUUCAAGAUAUGGGUGCUUCAUAUUUCAUUCUGGAUCUUAGAGACAAUCUCGGAGGACUCAUACAGGCUGGAAUUGAAGUUGCCAAGCUCUUUCUAAAUGAAGGGGAGACGUUUUGGCGAAUAACAAAACUGAUAGUGCUAGUGAAAUUGUUGCUUCUGCACUUCAUGAUAACUGUAGAGCUGUUCUUGUUGAGGAGAGGACUUUUGGCAUGGUUCUCUUAUUUUCCCCCAUUCCAUCAAAUUGCAAUGAAGUUUAGACUUCCGACUGGAAAGUAUGUGACACCAAAUCAAUUGGACAUAAAUGGCAAUGGAGUAGAACCUGAUUACAGAAACUUCCCAGGUUCAAGUGUUACAGAGAAACCUCCUCCGGAAGAAACCAAUCAAAAGAGAAAACAAAAAAACCAAGACUUGCGGAUACUACUUGAACCUUCAAUAUCCACUACAGCCCCAGAUAAUAUUCCCAUUGUCAACCCUACAAAACCAGGCACAACAACUCCAAGCCCAACAUCCCCAUCAACAGAGCCGAUUACCAACCCUACUACCCCGACUACCACUCUGGCAGAACCAAUCACAACUCCGACAACCCCAAACACAACUCCUGCAACAUCUGGAGGUACCUGGUGUAUUGCAAAUCAAGAUGCUUCACCAACUGCUCUACAAGUAGCUCUAGACUAUGCUUGCGGAUAUGGAGGUGCAGACUGCUCAGCAAUUCAAACUGGUGCAAGUUGUUAUGACCCCAACACCGUUCGUGACCAUGCUUCUUAUGCUUUCAAUGAUUACUACCAGAAGCACCCAGCUCCAGCUAGCUGUGUUUUUGAAGGAACAGCUCAGCUUACUAAUAUCGACCCAAGUAAUGGAAACUGUCACUAUGUGGCAACCUCGCCAACAAGUGUGACUCCGCCAGCCAGUAUAACAUCACCAGCUACCCUACCCCCACCCACAACCACGACAAUGACCCCACCCUUUACCAUGACUCCACCUACUUUUACGGGACCAGGUGGGGACGUUUAUGGUUCAGCAGAACCAACUGGACUCCCCAGCUCAGCUACCUCUGUGUCAUUCAGUUUUUUGCUGAUCUUUGCCACAAUAGGUCUUGCAUGGUCACUUGUCGCUACAAACAAACUCUAGGCAGAAGGAAGCCACUUUCAGUUACUUUUCCAUGGUGAGAAUGCAAUUCCUUUGCUUGCUGGCAGAGGUCACAACCUUACUGCAAGCUUGAGAAUCAAGAAUGAGAUAUUUAUCUUAGUGGCCAUAUUCUCACCAUUAAGAUCUAUUGCUAUACUUCUUGAUCUAUGUAUACAUAAAAGCUGAGUAAGAAGACCCUAAAACAAAAUGAAGAAGAGCAUAGAAUCUCUUAGGUUCUUGUACUCAUAGAUAAGUUAUGAUAGCUGCUUUCUUAGAAAUACUGUUAGCACAAUAAAUUAUUAGAGACGCCCUCUGCCUUUAGGAAUUCUUUUUCUGUAAUGGAAACCAUCCCAGUCUUAGCUAGUACAUUAAUAGAUUUAUUUCCUUUCUAAAUGUAAUAUUACUUUAUAUUUAUUCAUCAGCUAGCAUUAUAUUUUUCUCAAAUAAAUCCAUAGAAAACUUUCUCAUUAUUUCAAUGCAAUACACGUAAUUGAAUAGAAGUUCUACAGAGUUAGUCCUCAACCCAGAAGCACACUCACGGUCAGAGAUUGAAUCUAAGCUAGUUGCUGUCCCUGUGCAUUGAUGCCUAUUUUACUUAUGAUUGAAAUGGUGAAGAUGUUCAUUAGUUGCAUUAGUCAAAAGAGAAGUAUCCAAAGACAGAAACCAGCUUUGGCAAUGUCAAUGGCACACAUGCUUAAUAGUGAAACAAAAAGGGCCAAUAACAUUUCAACGACCAUAUUCAUAAUUCUUCCACUGCAAACAAAACUUGUAUUAUUUCAAGACUACGACACUGAUAAAACAAAGCCAAGUAAAAAGGAAAAUACAGAUUCUAUAUUCUUCUUUAGAAUUUGUAUUUUCUCAGCUCAAAAUGUAAUCAUCAUCAUAUUAACACAAUAACAAAGAUGUGCAAAUUAGCAUUAUUCUUACAGUACUGUCUCCCU
Durio zibethinus is the source of this 2182-nucleotide messenger RNA. RefSeq names its product carboxyl-terminal-processing peptidase 1, chloroplastic-like. Gene Ontology annotation, biological process: proteolysis. Lineage: Eukaryota; Viridiplantae; Streptophyta; Magnoliopsida; Malvales; Malvaceae. The record is from RefSeq and is a predicted model, not a curated record. Gene Ontology annotation, molecular function: endopeptidase activity; serine-type peptidase activity.